This is a messenger RNA of Wyeomyia smithii (pitcher-plant mosquito), 934 nucleotides long. It is a transcript of the gene mRpL46, whose product is annotated as 39S ribosomal protein L46, mitochondrial. Bases 89 to 889 code for a protein of 266 amino acids. The transcript is spliced from 2 exons. Lineage: Eukaryota; Metazoa; Arthropoda; Insecta; Diptera; Culicidae. Gene Ontology annotation, cellular component: mitochondrial large ribosomal subunit. Gene Ontology annotation, molecular function: structural constituent of ribosome. The record is from RefSeq and is a predicted model, not a curated record.
CACCUGUUGGAUAGUGUCAAUAUUUCAAGCAAAGUGACAAAAUUGUCUUUCUACUUGUACUCAGCGUGCUAUCAUCCAUCCAGUCAAAAUGAAUAUUUUAAGAAACUCAGUCAAUAAGACGUUCCAGAUUGCCUACGGACGACAGCUUGCGUCUAAAUCUACACCGUCUGCAGCUCAUAAAAAAGAAAAGUGGGAUAUAUUUGCCGGUGUUCUGGUAGAACGUCUUCCUAUCGUUACGAAAACCAUGACUCCGCUGGAAGCUAAAUUUAAGACAAUGCUCGAUCAGAUCGAGUUUGAAAACAGUCUCAAAUCAAACCACGAGAUGCGCAAAGAAAUGGAAAAACACCAAACAAAGCUGCUCAAGGCAGGUAAAAUUGAUCUGGAUUCGGAAGCGCUUAAGCAAACGGCUCAAGAUUUAGAAGAUAUUUACAAUGAAGAGUUUAAUAAAUUUAAACCAGCCCUGCGUGUCACCGAAGCGGAUAAGAAAAACGAUCUACGCUCUCUGCAUCGGAAGUUGGAGCAAACACUGAUACUGCUGACCGAGCAGAAGUUAGGCGACAAAAGCUAUUUUCUGCUGCCACAAGGUUUGCAUGCACCUGGAGAAUCGCUACGACAGACCGCUGAACGAGUUUUGAGGGAUAGCGUCGGCGAUUCACCGAAAGUUGUGUUCUACGGGAAUGCUCCGGUCGGCUUUUACAAGUACAAAUAUCCUUCGGCCGCUGGGAGGGAUACAUUAGGAGCAAAAGUUUUCUUCUUCCGCUGUGUAUUGAAACCUAAAAGCUCAAAUGUUUCCCAGGACAAGAUCAAAUAUCAAUGGCUAGAUCAAUCGGAGCUAGAAAAUGUGUUGAAAGAGCCAUAUUAUCGUAGCGUUUCACAGUUUUUGCUGUAGUUGUAAAAAUACAAAAAAGUAAAGAUGUAUUUUAGAAUUCGUGAA